This is a messenger RNA of Pediculus humanus corporis (human body louse), 636 nucleotides long. Its product is annotated as protein E, putative. Lineage: Eukaryota; Metazoa; Arthropoda; Insecta; Psocodea; Pediculidae. The transcript is spliced from 4 exons. Gene Ontology annotation, molecular function: protein binding. Bases 1 to 636 code for a protein of 211 amino acids. The record is from RefSeq and is a predicted model, not a curated record.
AUGGAAGCAAUAGCAAAACACGAUUUUAAUGCUACUGCUGAGGAUGAACUUAGUUUUAGGAAAACACAAGUUCUAAAGGUUUUAAAUAUGGAAGAUGAUAUGAAUUGGUAUAGAGCAGAAUUAGAUAGCAAAGAAGGAUUAAUACCAAGUAAUUAUAUAGAAAUGAAAAAUCACGAUUGGUAUUAUGGAAGAAUUACUAGAGCGGAUGCUGAAAAACUUUUAAUGAACAAACACGAAGGUGCAUUUUUAAUAAGAGUGUCUGAAAGUUCGCCUGGCGAUUUUUCACUGUCUGUAAAGUGUUCUGAUGGUGUACAGCAUUUCAAAGUUUUAAGAGAUGCUCAAGGGAAAUUUUUUUUAUGGGUGGUUAAAUUCAGUUCUUUAAAUGAAUUGGUAGAAUAUCAUAGAACAUCAUCAGUUUCAAGAUCACAACAUGUUAAAUUGAGAGAUAUGGUCCCGGAUGAGUGCCUUGUGCAAGCAGUUUAUGAUUUUACUCCUCAAGAAGCUGGAGAACUUGAUUUUAGAAGAGGAGAUGUUAUAACCGUAACCGACCGUACUGAUCAACAUUGGUGGCAUGGAGAAAUUGGUAGUAGAAAAGGCUUGUUUCCUGCCACAUAUGUCACACCAUAUCAUUCUUAA